This is a messenger RNA of Periconia digitata, 2613 nucleotides long. Lineage: Eukaryota; Fungi; Ascomycota; Dothideomycetes; Pleosporales; Periconiaceae. The record is from the annotation of a GenBank genome assembly.
AUGUCAAAAGCUCCAAAGAUGCAAUAUGCUCGUCUCGGCACCUCCGGCCUCAAAACCUCCCGCAUCAUCCUCGGCUGUAUGGCUUUUGGCUCACCAACAUGGGAGGGCUCGCCAUGGACAUUAUCAGAAGACGAAAGCAUGAAAGUCAUAGAACGAGCUUGGAAUCUUGGCAUCAACACAUGGGACACAGCAAACACCUACUCCAACGGUGAAAGCGAGCGCAUCCUCGGUCGCGCAAUGAAGAAACUCAACAUCCCUCGCUCAAGGGUAGUAAUACUGUCAAAACUUUAUUACCCGGUUAUGGAAGAUGAUUCUCGACCACAACCACCAAACAGCUACUCCCAAGAGCUCGUGAACCAAAUGGGCUUGAGUCGAAAGCAUAUUUUCGACGCUGUCGACGCAUCGCUGGAACGUCUGGGGACUUCUUAUAUCGAUGUCCUUCAGAUACACCGUCUGGACCGCGAAACACCGCCUGAGGAAAUCAUGCGCGCGCUCCACGAUCUUGUUUGCAUGGGCAAAGUAAGAUAUCUGGGUGGGAGCAGCAUGUAUACCUGGGAAUUCGCUCGUUUGCAAUAUACCGCAAAACUGAACAACUGGACUACAUUCACGUCGAUGCAGCCUUUCUACAAUCUGCUUUAUAGAGAGGAAGAAAGGGAGAUGCUGCCGUUUUGUGAAUCUCAGGGGAUUGGUAUCAUACCUUGGAGUCCACUUGCGAGGGGUUUGCUGGGCAAGCCGGUAGGUGAGACGAGCAGUAGGAAUGAGGCGGAUGCAAAGACACAGAAGUGGUUUGGCGAUGCGGAGCCGGAGAUAAUCAGGAGGGUCGAGCAAUUGAGUAUCAAGAAGGGAUGUAGUAUGGCGAGUGUAGCAACGGCCUGGGUUAUCAAGAAGGGCUGUUCGCCCAUUGUUGGGCUUACGAGUGUGGAGAGAGUAGAUCAGAUUAUGGAGGGUUUGGAGGUCACAUUGACAGAUGAUGAUUGUAGAUUCUUGGAAGAGCUCUAUAAGCCACGAAGUGUGCAAGCUAUCUUGCAAGAAGUCGCUUUCCAUCUCAAAACGUUGACCGGACAGAACUCCGACACGCACCGCCGCCUUCUCGGACCUUUUCUGAUAGCUAAAUACUACAUUCACUAUGGAGCAUCAACCCAAUGUUACUGGGAACUGCAAGAUCACUUCACAAUGUCUCCUUCUCCUCUCUCCCUGCGAUCUACCUUGGCGACUCUUCCCGCACUACAAACAACCUCGGAAAACCUGCGAUCGCAAACAAGGACAGAAAUUGAGUCGAACCCCAACAUACCGAUUCUCAUCGCCCUCGACGACGACCCGACUGGAACACAAACAUGCCACAACAUCCCCGUCCUCACAAGGUGGAGCAUCGAUGUUCUUACCGAAGAAUUCGCUCAUACAGCUCCCGGAAGCGGAUUCUUCAUUUUGACCAACUCACGAGCCUUGCACCCACCCGCGGCCAAACAACUAAUGAUCGAAAUAUGUACGAACCUCAAGGAAGCAGCUCUUCGAGCUGGUAAGACUUUUGAGGUGGUGUUGCGGGGUGAUUCUACUCUGAGGGGCCAUUUUCCACUGGAACCAGAGGCUGUAGAGGAAGUCCUGGGGCAGACCCACGCGUGGAUACUCGCGCCUUUUUUCUUGCAGGGGGGGAGAUACACGAUCAAUGAUGUGCAUUACGUUUCAGAAGGCGAUACUUUGGUGCCGGCUGGGGAAACGCCGUUCGCAAAGGACGCCACAUUCGGCUAUAAGAGCAGUGACUUGAGAGACUGGGUGGUGGAGAAGUCCAAAGGAUCAAUUGCAAGAGAAAGAGUAAAGAGUCUAGCGUUGAAAGAUAUACGGGGAGGUGGGAUGGGCAGAGUGGAGGAGUUGCUGUGUAACGCGGAGAAAGGAACCGUGUUCAUUGUCAAUUCCGCAGCAGAGGAAGAUAUGGAUGUCGUUGUUUUGGGAAUCCUCAGAGCUUCUGCUAAAGGGAAGAAGUUUCUCUUCCGCUCUGGUGCAGCUUUUGUGUCGGCACGAUUGGGUAUAUCGCCCAUCCCACCCAUCUCAGCAGAAGAGCUCGGAUUGGACUCAUCGCGAGGUGGGCUGAUCAUUGCGGGAUCGUAUGUCCCCAAAACAACAGCGCAACUCAAAGUACUCCGCGAGAAAUCUGGGUCUCGUCUCACUACAGUUGAACUGGACGUCAAUAAACUCCUGCUAUCGUCUUCGAGCGCGGAAACAGAACUUCAACACGCUCUUGCGACGGCUGAGGAAGAGUUGAAUAGACCACAAGACGUCCUUGUAAUGACUUCACGAAAGCUCGUUGUCGGUGCGGACGAGGGUUCUUCACUGGACAUUGGAUCUACUGUGGCCGCAGCACUCGUUUCGUUUCUUCAACGAUUACAGACAAAGCCGCGCUAUGUUAUUGCUAAAGGCGGAAUUACAAGCAGCGAUAUGGCAACCAAAGGCUUGAACAUGGGAAAGGCGAUGAUUGUGGGUCAAGCAGCCGCCGGUGUGCCACUUUGGAGAUGCGACGAGACGACGUGCAAGCAUCCCGGUCUGCCUUAUGUUGUAUUUCCUGGGAAUGUAGGGAGUGAUCAGACGCUUUGGGAGGUGGUUGAGAGAUGGUCUACAUAA